Molecule: messenger RNA, 5692 nt
Organism: Lytechinus pictus (painted urchin)
Lineage: Eukaryota; Metazoa; Echinodermata; Echinoidea; Temnopleuroida; Toxopneustidae
Product: alpha-N-acetylgalactosaminide alpha-2,6-sialyltransferase 5-like
Exons: 5
Coding region: 81-1526 (481 amino acids)
Molecular function (GO): sialyltransferase activity
Source: RefSeq, a predicted model, not a curated record
AUGCGACUUUUGAUUUGGAACACAUCAAGGGGGCGUAGCAGUGAGUGGAUGGGUGCACUGUGGAGGGACGCCCUGUCAUCAUGUCUUUCAUUCUACGACCAGUGCGCAAGAUCGUCUGGUUCUUACCAUUCUAUGGCAGGAGACAAGCACUGGCAUUAAUUAAACUACUGUUCUGCACCUUCAUUGGAGUUGUCCUGGUUCUCUACACAUGGCCUGAUGAAACACUAAACAAAACCAACAUCAGAGAGUUUGGAUGCACCGGGAGACAUGGGUGUACCGAGAGGGGCGGGGAAUUCAAGGAACCGGCCCCGCCCCUCCCAAGGCUGACAGCAACAGUGCGCAUCAACGCUACCACCAAGACUCCACUGCUCGAGGAGAAGGAGAAACGACUUGAGCCGAAGAAUUGGAACGGGCAGGGAUACACGCCUGUGUCAAGUGAUAUGAAGCCUCUACGUCACUGCAAGCAAUGUGCUCUCGUCACAAGCUCCGGGCAUCUCAGUGGUAAAGGAAUGGGGCAAACAAUAGACAAUUCUGAGUGCAUUAUACGUAUGAACGCAGCUCCAACACUGAAUUACACCAAGGAUGUUGGAAGUAGGACUACAUUUCGUGUCAUUGGACACAGAAACUUCCCACGUAUGUUUGAUACAGAGGCUGAGAGAAGACUCUAUUUUGUGAACACAACCACAAAGUCUGAAGCAAUCGUUGUACUUUGGCUUUACAGUGUGAAUGUGAAUAGGAAUUUGGAACUGAUUUUGUCAAAGAAAUUUGCGCAGAAGUACAAAGAUAUCUCAUUUUAUCUUACGAACCAAGAGGUGAUGAACCGGAAUGUGGAACUGUUUUAUCAGGAAUUGGGAACGUCAAAAACUAAAGGUCGUCUGUGGAUGUCAACAGGAUGGGUAGCUAUGCUGUUUGCACUGGAAGUAUGCAACUCCAUAGAUGUCUAUGGAAUGAUUUAUGAUGAUUAUUGCAAGGAGCACCCUAAUGACCAAACCUACUAUCACUACUUUGACAAAGUGCAGACAGAGUGCAAGUACUACGAGAAGAGUGAAAGACGACUGACAUCUGGCCACAAGUUCAUGACGGAGAAGGUGGCCUUUGGCCGCUGGGCGUCCAAGUACGACAUCCGCUUCCACACACCCUCAUGGGAGAACCACCAGUACAACCCUAACGUUCAGAAGGAGACAGUCUUCCAGAAGGUUUAUAUGCAGUAUAAAGAGAGGCUGAAUAACAGAUCAAACGAGGUUAAAGUGAAUAGAAAUUCCAUGGUGGGAAAAGCUAAGGACAACCAAAGGACGAACACCAAUGAGGAGGAAAACAAUGUUCCUCAAGACAACAAGGGUUUCAGGACAGGGGGUGAGAAUGGUGCUGCAGGGGAGGGCGUGGCUAUUCCAGAUGACAAAGGUGCUAAUAAAGAUUGUGGUGUUAAAGCUGAUAAAAAAGAGGGCGUGAUGGCGGAAGAGGAUUGCGAUAGAGAAGAGGCGGAGCGAGAACUGGAUGCAGAUUUGAUUGAAGACCUUGUUCCUUGAGGAAUUAGGUGUGCAUAGGAUGUAGGUGUCCGUACCUGAUGGCGAUGGUAGUGCUUCAGACAUCCUGCUGCAAUAGACAUACACAAGGUCUAUGCGAAUGCAGAUGCUGCAAAGCAUCCUUUGAUAUCAAUGCUGCAACAAUCUGGUGCCAUGCUGACCUGCAACUGUUAGUACAGGACGACCACCAAUGUACCCUGUACAGUGCAAGGCAUCACAUGCAAAGUUGAAAAACAAAGAAUUGAAGAGGAUUGGCACAGUUUACUUCCAACUCAAGGUUCCAUGUAAAGCUAUCUUGAUAUCAGUGAUAGAAUGAGAUAGUGUACAUGUACCUUUAGAUAGUAUGAACGCUUUUUUAUAUUCAUUUAUUUAUUUAAUAUUCAUUUAUAAACAUGCAUACAUUUGUGACUGAAACAAACUGAACUAUUGUUGAAGUUCUUUGACCCAUUUGUAAGAAAUGGAUUCUGUAGUGCUCAUUAUAUUGUACAUGUGGGAAAUAUUUUCAGGGAGAAAAUUUAAGGAAAGCAUACAAAAUAUACUGACCGGUGUUUGUUUUGGAAUGGAUCACAAAAGUAGAGACAAAUUGUAGUCAAAUGCAUGGCUAGAACAUGUAUGCAGAUCUUGGAUUUUUCUAAAGCUGAAUAAAGAUUUCAACAAAAAAAAAACAAGAAAACAUUGAUUUGCCCAAAAUGGGAGCGGAUUUGAUAAUAAAUCUGCAGGACUUUACUUGGAGAUGUGUAUUCUUUCUGCUACGUGCACUUAUUAGAUGUACAUGAAUACAUAUGCAUGCUUGCAUUAAUGUAGUUUUCAAACACUAGUGAAUUCCUCCACUCUGUUUUAACUGUAAAAUGAUUUAGCUCAGGAUACAGUGUAUUUCUUAUGGAGCACAGGGGAGACUUUAACAACUCAUCCACCUCUCUGGAAAGAAGAAAGCAAGAGAAUCAAAAGCCUCAAGGAGUGCUUAUCACAAUCUCUGUGGUCUUUGUUUCAAGUUAAACACAGGUAAUGACUUGUGUCAAUAUAACUUGGCUCCAUAUAUUGUAGAGUGUUUGAUAAGAGGCUUUAUGGGACAAUCAGGAAUGGUGCUAUGACAUUUAGCUGUGUUUAAUCAACACUUGUUUGCCAUAGAAACACGUUUUCAAAAUUAUGCAUUAUUGUUCAAACCAGGUUUUUUAUUGGUUUUUCAUAGGUCAUAAAAUGAAUGUUUCUGAACACAAACAUGAAACACUGAAAAAAGGGUGAGUAUUGUAAUGCAGUUUCACAGCACCAUGGAUGUCCAUUGAAUGCUACGAAGAUCAUAAUCAUGAUUCUCCACCGGCUUUCUUGUGGUGUAGACAUGCAUUGCAUUCAAUCAGACGUUGACCUUUACUGCAUGGUACUGCGUUGCAUGGUGGCUGGGCUUAAAAGUGGGGAAAAUAGUGUAAUUGAAUGUUCUUGGGAAGUAACACUUAGUUUUGAGCAUGAAUCAAUCUUUUUAAAAGAUUAAACAAUGACCAGUACACCAGUUUUUUACAGUACUAAAGGACAAGUCCACCCCAACAAAAAGUUGAUUUGAAUAAAAAGAGAAAAAUCCAACAAGCAUAACACUGAAAAUUUCAUCAAAAUCGGAUGUAAAAUAAGAAAGUUAUAACAUUUUAAAGUUUCGCUUAAUUUCACAAAACAAUUAUAUGCACAUCCUGGUGGUUAUGCAAAUGAGGAGACUAUGAUGUCAUCCACUCACUAUUUUUUUUGUAUUUUAUUAUAUGAAAUAUUCCAAUUUUCUCCUCAUUGUCAAGUGAUAAAACGAUUAAUUCCUCCCUGAACAUGUGGAAUUAGCAUUGUUAAUACUAUAUGGUUCAGUCAAGUUGGUCCUUAUUGUCAAAUCUGUAAUAAAUGAAAUAUUGUAUAAUUCAAACAAUCAAAAACAAAAGAAGUAGUGAGUGAUUGACAUCAUCGACUGACUCACCUAGUUGUGCAUAUCACUGUUUUGUGAAAAAUAAGCGAAACUUUAAAAUGUCAUAACUUAUUUUACAUUCGAUUUUGAUGAAAUUUUCAGCACAAUGCUAGUUUGAUUUUUCUCUAUUUAUUGAAGUCAGCAUUUUCCUGGGGUGGACUUGACCUUUAAACUUUCCCCUCCAAAAUUGUAGUCUAUGCAAACAUGUACAGUAUUCCCUUUAAUUAUGACUUGCAUUUUAUCGUUAUUUGAUUAUUAGAUUUGUAUCCCCCUAGUGGGUCACAGUGUACUGAGGAGGCGAUACACAUCAUACAUGGUGCUUAUAUUCCAUCGUUAAUUAAUCUUCAACUAUAAAUAAUCAUGGUGUGAGGGAGGAAUAUAUUUUUAAAAAAGAGAACACCUCCCCAAAAUGGCUUUAUUCUUUAAAUUUCUACAUGUAUAUUUUUUUGUUUUGUUUCUUUCCGUUGUGUACUACAUAUCGCUGGCAUUCGCAUGUGUAUUAAUUUAUUUAUGGACACAGACACACGGUCAUUCAAAAUGAAAUUUAAAGUAUUAAUUUUUUUAAACAUUAAAAGGCAUUAUAUUUAAUAGUUUUAGACAGUGCACUUCAUACAUCAGUGUUCUUUUUUUAUAUCUGGGAAGAAGAUCUUACAAUACUUGCUUACAUAAUAUGUAUUCUAAUACUGAUAUUUUUUUCAUGAGAUGUCUGAAGCAAAUUUGGUACUUCCACUGACCCUUAUUUAUACAUACAUUGUACCAACAAAAGUAUUACAUCUAGAAUAAUCGCAGAAUUUUGCAGAGAGCUGGGGAGCGUUUCAUGAACAUUUUCAUCUGACAAGUCGUCAGGUCUGACAACUUUCCUUGAGAAUGAUUGGCCGAGAGUCACUGUUACCAUGGUAACUGUCGGAUAAAACAUUUCUUGUCGGAUAAAACGUCUGACAAAUCCUUUCAUGAAACGCUCCCCGGGUGUAUAUAAAAGGGGAACUAGAGUGUCAUAAGGUAGUGAGAUUUCGAGGGUCUGUGAAUUGUGAGAGCACUUUCAUCUGACAUUUCAGAGCUGACAAAAAAUCACAAAUGUGUUGUUUGUCCAGAAUCACUGACGAAGCUGCUGUUUUGAUUCACCGACGGUCAACACAGACUUCGUUAUCAUGAAGGGCAUUUGACAAUAGAUUCUCUAUGUUCCAGAAAGUGUAUUUGUAUGUAGCUGUUGCAAAAACUCUCUCAAGCUGCGGGUCAUUCAAUGUUAUAUAUUUAUGUAUAGUCCUGGUGGACACUGUCGUUACAAGGUGGAUAUUAUGCUUAUGUACACAUAAACACAUAAAAGAGGCUGUUUUACUGCAAAAGGGUACCAAAAUCAUCAGGGUAAACACUAUACCACUCAACAGACUGGAUAUAAAGGGUAUAUAAAUCCAUACGAUCAUUAAACUAUACUAUAAGGGGCAUUAUUUACAUGUGAGGUGGGGAUUAAUAGUACUGACUACUUGGUUGUUCUGAGAUCGAAGGAUAUAUGUUUUACUUGGUCAGGGUCAAUUUGAAGGUCCACAUGGAACAUUACACAUGUAUUUACUGUUUAAAAAAAUUGUGAAGAUGUUAAUAUCAGGACAUGUAAGUUGCAAGCAUUAUAUUACCAAAUUAAUUACUGUACACCUGUAGUGUUUAAAUGUUAAUUUAUGAUUGAUUUAGGUAAUUGCCAGAUGAAUGUGAUGUGCAAAAAUGUAUAGAUAGACAAAUAGCUUCCCAUUUUCUUUGCCAACUUUAGAUGUUUGUGCUAAAUCAUUACAGUGAAGCUUCCUAAUUAUUUUAGUCUCUGCCUCAUAAGACUCAUUUUAAUACAUACUAGUCAUACACAUACUUGUAUUUCAAAUGUGUAUGUUUGGCUGUAUCAAGCUAUUCAUCAUGUAAAAUGUAUAAUGUGGAAGAUCCCCCCCCCCCCACCCCCUCAGAAAAAAAAAUUGCCCUGUCUUUAUAUGUACAAUUUAAAUAUGGUAUUGAUACCUGUCACUUUUUAGAUAUUGUUUAUCACAUGCAGCGAUGUGAAUGAAUUUUUUUUUCAGUCUUCCUCAUUUAAAAAAAUUGAGGUACAUACAUGUAUAGUAUUCAAAAAGGAGUAGAUAUGAAAAAAAAAAUUUAAACACUAUUAAAGAGAGUGUUUUGAUGCUGAUGCACAACUCAGAAAGAAAGUAUUUAUAAACUGAACUUUUCUCUGUCUUCACCCCUCUUCCUCUGUACCCCCCCC